Molecule: messenger RNA, 3370 nt
Organism: Juglans regia (Persian walnut)
Lineage: Eukaryota; Viridiplantae; Streptophyta; Magnoliopsida; Fagales; Juglandaceae
Product: telomere length regulation protein TEL2 homolog
Exons: 13
Coding region: 79-3147 (1022 amino acids)
Biological process (GO): protein stabilization; telomere maintenance via telomerase
Cellular component (GO): cytosol
Molecular function (GO): Hsp90 protein binding; telomeric repeat DNA binding
Source: RefSeq, a predicted model, not a curated record
UCUAUAGUAUAAUAAAAUUUCGAUUCUGGAAAGUCUCGUUCAUCGUCGUCUUGCAGCAUAAGAGAAACCGAAUCGUUAAUGGAGGUCGCUUCAAAGAGAAGGAGAGAACUCGAAGCUGCUGUGCUCGACAAGGUCGGGGAAGUCAUCUCUGCCGUAAGGAGCGCCCAGCGUGUCGACCAAGUCAUUUGCGCGCUUCACUCCCUCGCUGUCCUUCUCUUCCCUCUUGAUUAUUCCUCUCUUCUCUCAGGUAGUAUUGACCAGCGCUAUAGAGAUCAGGUCCUUAGUGCCAAGGUUCCUUCAGAAGAGGAGAGGUGGGAGUGGUGGCAGGCAUUCUACCACGGUGCUGCAUAUCCGACAUUGGCACGGGUUCUGUUGCUUGAUGUUGCUUCCAAUUGGCUAGCUUGUUUCCCCCUUUCAGCACGUGUACAUGUCUAUGAUGUUUUCUUUGUUCGUGGGCUUUCCAGUGAGGUUGUUCAGACCUUGGUUCCUUGUCUACAGCAGAAUGCAAGUGAUGGCCAUGAUAUUAAUUAUGUCCUCUCAAAUACUGAAAGACUACUUGUACACUGCUUGCUGGAAAAUGAUGGGGUACUCCAGAUGGCUAGAGAAUUUUGCCGGUCUGAGGAUUCUAUAAGUGAAUGGACUAAGCCAACUGUAGCUAGGCUUGCACAGAUGGUUGCAUCCAUUCCUGAUAAAGCACGAUUAAGAGCCCCAGUUUCACUUUCCUCACAUUUGUUCUUCAAGCAGAUUACCAUUCAACUUCUUUCGCUAGCAGAAAAAAGGGACGAGAAAGUACUGGAUAAAGUAUCUUUCUUCAGUAAAAGUGACGUUGAUGAUGCUUUGCAAUUUGUUGGGGAAACAUUUUCUCGCAUUUGUAGACGUGGAUCUGCAGAUGUGCUUUUAAGUGAAAUAUCCCCCCGGAUUCUCAGGCAUGUUCAGAGCCUUUUAUCGUCAGAUAUUGAUUCAGCUGUUAUUGAUGUAUUUGAGGCACACCCUGGUUCUCAGUUUUGGUUGAAGAUGAUUGAAGCUAUCAAGGAUGUGUAUGCUGUGGAAAGAAUUUCUGAGCAGCUUCUGCAUCAUUUAGUAACUGAACAUGCGAGUGAUGUUGAAGCCUACUGGAUUUUGUGGCUUUUGUUUCAUCGAACAAUUAGACAUCAAACAUCAGUGAGGUCCAUGUUUGUUGACAAAUUUGUACUCUGGAAAACAUUUCCUAUCUGUUGCCUGCGAUGGAUCCUUCAAUUUGCUGUUCUAGAGUGCCCACCAGAUUCUAAUUCACUAACAAAAGGUCAUAGUAUAAGUGGACUUGUGGACACUUUGCAGCGUCUGCUAGCAGUCUGGUCUAAAAAGGAGUUUGUGCAAUCAGCCUCGAUGGAGCAACAAACUUAUGUUUCUGCUGCCGUGGGCCUUUCCCUGGAGAAGAUGUCUAAAGAGGAACUGGAUGAGACUAAAGAUGUGAUGCACUUGAUUCUUCAAGGAGUUAGCUGUAGGCUGGAGAGCCCUAAUCAUUUAGUUCGCAAAAUGGCUAGCGGCGUGGCUUUAGUGUUCUCUAAAGUAAUUGACCCAAAAAAUCCUUUAUACCUUGAUGAUAGCUGCAGUAGUGACAUUAUUGACUGGGAGUUUGGGUUGGCUACCCCUGACAAAGGAAAUCUAGAUACUUCAGAUUGCACAGAAAAAGAUGUUCUGAAAAGUAAAGCAUCUAUCUUGGCACCAGAAAGUGACUUCAACCAUACAGCCAACAGAGGGAUGAGCAACAAUGUGAAGAGUAAAACCAAGAAGUUAUCGGAAUUUAAGAUUGCUGAUCCAGAUGAGAUCAUUGAUCCUGUGACACUGAAUAAUGAACCAGUCUCUGAUAUAGACGAUGAUGAUGAUAAUGCGAGUGAGAAUUCUGAAUCCUCGAGUGACUCAUCUUUACAGCCGUAUGACUUGUCAGAUGACGACACAGAUCUUAAAAGAAAAUUUUCACAGUUGGUUGAUGUAGUUGGGGCACUACGGAAAUCUGAUGAUGCUGAUGGGGUGGAGAGGGCUCUUGAUGUUGCUGAAAAUCUUGUGCGUGCAUCACCUGAUGAACUUAGGCAUGUAGCUAGUGAUCUAGUAAGAACUCUUGUACAGGUUCGUUGCUCUGACUUAGCUGUUGAAGGGGAGGAAGAAUCAGCCGAAGACAAGAGGCAGAGAGCAUUAGUUGCCUUGCUUGUCACAUGUCCAUUUGAAUCUCUAGAUACUCUAAACAAACUAUUAUAUUCUCCAAAUGUAGAUAUCAGCCAGCGCAUUAUGAUUCUUGAUGUCAUGACUGAUGCAGCUCAGGAACUUGCUAAUGCUAAAACUGUGAAACCUAAACAUCGGACAGGGUCACUCAUAACAAGCAUUUCAGAGAGUCAACCAUGGUUCUUGCCCAGUGGCUCAGGGCCUCCUGGAGCUACUUCCUGGAAAGAGAUCUCAGACACGGGAACUUUACUGAACUGGUCGAGUCGUUAUGAGAGGGAACUUCCCUCGAAAUCAGGUCAGAUCAAGAGAGGGAAGACACGCCGAUGGAGCCUAAGAUCAUCAAGUGUACAAGAAAACCAGAUGGAAUGGUCCCAUAAUAAGUUUCCUGUGCAUGCAGCAGCCUUUAUGCUUCCUGCCAUGCAAGGCUUUGAUAAGAAAAGGCAUGGUGUUGACUUGCUUGAUAGGGAUUUUGUUGUCCUUGGGAAACUCAUCUAUAUGCUUGGUGUUUGUAUGAAAUGUGCAGCCAUGCACCCAGAAGCAUCUGCAUUGGCUCCCCCUCUUCUAGACUUGUUAAGAUCGAGGGAGGUAAGUCAUCACAAGGAAGCAUAUGUUAGAAGAGCUGUUCUCUUUGCUGCCUCGUGCAUAUUGGUAGCACUUCAUCCCUCUUACGUAGCAUCUUCCUUGGUUGAAGGAAAUCUUGAAGUUUCUAAAGGGCUUGAAUGGGUUCGCAUAUGGGCCCUUCAUGUAGUUGAGUCAGACACAGACAGAGAGUGCUAUACGAUGGCUAUGACAUGUCUCCAACUACAUUCUGAGAUGGCCUUCCAAGCUUCCCGAGCACUAGAAUCAGUAGAAACUACGUUCAAGACAAGGAGCGUUGGUCUCCCUUCCAAUCUAUCCCAGGGGACAAUCAAAAUCCCCACUCACAAGGGAAAUAUUGAUUUUGUUUAAAGAAAUUAUAUUUGCAGUUUUAAGAUAUACAAGUCUCUUGCAUUUCUUUUAAAAAAAGUAAGUAUAUAUGAGAAUUACAUGAGAAUUUUAUUUUUUUAAUAGCGAACUCUACUUUUUUUUACAGAAAGUGUGCACUCCAAAAUAUCUAGAAUUAUUGGUUUGUUUAUAUUACACUGUAAGCUCUUUUUGUACAAUCCCAAUGCUUUAAUUCUAGGCUCUUUAU